GAUCGAUCCUUUUUAUUCUGGGGUGAAGGACCAAUUUUGCGAUUCCAGACACUUGUUAUUCAACUUCCGAAGGCAAAUGAUGAAAUCAAUUGGUCGGAAAACCUGCGGGUCUAUGAGCUUCCGUCGGCUCGUUGAAGUUGCCGGAGCAGGAGCUCUCUUGCUCUCUCCGUCGUGUUCCAACGCCUUCGCUGGUGCAUCCUCCUUUUCCCGUCCCAUCGGCCAGGCAUCCGAUGCAAGCUUGGGGUCUGCUGCACAACGCCAAUAUUCAACUACAAAGUUAUUGGCGGUUGGUGAGGUAGCCUUUCCGAAACCGGUCUCGGUGGCUCCGGGAGAAUCCCCUGUCGAAGAGCAACCAUCUUUGAAUCCGAUUGAUGACUCGUGCACAAUCCUCGUCGUAGGCUCGAGCAGGGGAAUCGGACUCGAAUUCGUGAAGCAGUGUUUGGACAAGGGUGCGACAGUUAUCGCGGCGCACUUUCCGAAGGAGACACCGGAUACGCUUUCCGAACUCAAGAGCAGGCACCAAGGCAAACUCCACACUAUUCAUAUGAAUCUGGAAGACGAGGAGAGCAUAUCCAGUGCUGCUAGCGAAUUGACCGGGAUGGAAAACCUUCCAUCACUGACCCAUAUCAUCCACAAUGCGGGAAUUUACUUGUCUGGCGCUUCAUUCGAUGGUACGGCUCGAGCAGGCCGUGCCGCCACAGCGAAGGUGACAAAGGAAGUUCUGAUGAAGACAUUUGAAGUGAACACAGUCGCUCCUCUAUUGAUUGCCCAAUCGUUCGUUCCGCUCCUGCAAAAACGCUCGGAAAGCUUGUUUCCCGUCAUGGCGUUCGUAAGCAGCAAAGUUGGAAGCGUUGAUGACAAUGGGAGUGGAGGAGCAUAUGCAUACCGCUCAUCAAAAUGUGCACUUAAUCAAGUGGCAAAGAGUUUGUCGGUCGAUCUAGCCGACGAAGCUCGAGUUGUGCUGCUGCACCCCGGUUGGGUUCGAACGGAUAUGACUAAUGGAAAUGGUCUUAUCGAUACAGACGAAAGUGUAUCGGGAAUGUUGAAGGCAGUCGAGGCAACAGAUGCAUCCACUGGCUUUAGAUUUGUAGACUAUAAGGCCUGCCAAAUCCCCUGGUAGAUAAGCCUUUCAUUAAAAUAGUACGAAAUGU
Messenger RNA from Pseudo-nitzschia multistriata, 1151 nucleotides. NCBI's taxonomy places the organism in Eukaryota, Bacillariophyta, Bacillariophyceae, Bacillariales, Bacillariaceae. The record is from the annotation of a GenBank genome assembly.